Molecule: messenger RNA, 1695 nt
Organism: Trypanosoma brucei brucei TREU927
Lineage: Eukaryota; Euglenozoa; Kinetoplastea; Trypanosomatida; Trypanosomatidae
Product: electron transfer flavoprotein-ubiquinone oxidoreductase, putative
Exons: 1
Coding region: 1-1695 (564 amino acids)
Biological process (GO): electron transport chain
Cellular component (GO): mitochondrial inner membrane
Molecular function (GO): iron-sulfur cluster binding; electron-transferring-flavoprotein dehydrogenase activity
Source: RefSeq, a predicted model, not a curated record
AUGCUUCGUCGAACAAGUUGUUGUUUUUGCGCCGUGGCGGAGCGAGUGAUUGAGGAGUUCGACGUUGUUGUUGUUGGAGGCGGCCCAGCGGGACUGGCCACAGCCAUUCGACUAAAGCAACUCGGUGGGGUCGCAGGGGAUGAUUUUCGUGUCGCUCUUGUUGAGAAGGGGAGUGAAAUUGGGGCGCAUACGAUUUCUGGUGCCUGCGUAAACAUGCGGUCGCUGGAUGAGCUCAUCCCUGAUUGGGAAGUCGCUACUGAUCUUCCGACGCUGACAACCGUAACGAGCGACAACUUUUAUUAUUUGCGUGACCAGAAACGCAGCUUUAGGUCCCCCAUAAUACCACCCACACUGCAAAACCACAAUGCGCGUAUCAUGUCGCUUGGGUCACUGUGCAGGUGGCUGUCUGAACGAGCAACGGAGUUAGGUGUGGAGGUGUAUUCGGGGUUUGCCGCCGCCCGGCCUGUGCUUAACAGCACUAUGACGGCAGUGGAAGGUGUACAGCUUAACGAUGUCGGAAUCAAUAAGAAGGGUGAGAAAACCGAACGGUACGAUCCUGGCAUGAUUUUUAGGGCCAAGCAAACCGUGUUCGCAGAAGGAUGCCGUGGUUCUUGCACCAAGCAGUUAGAGAAAAUAUUCAACCUCCGUGGGAAGCAGAAUUUCCAAACGUACGGUCUUGGAGUGAAAGAGGUGUGGGAGGUUCCAGAGGGCAACCAUCGCCCUGGUUCUGUUUCGCACACAAUAGGUUGGCCACUCACAGAUAAGGGCCACGACAACACGUACGGUGGGUCCUUUCUCUACCACUACGGCGAUGGUUUGGUCUCCCUUGGGUUUGUUGUAGGCUUGGACUACAAAAAUCCUCACAUUCGUCCCUACAUGGAGUUUCAGAAGUGGAAGACUCACGAGUUGGUAACAUCGCAACUGCGUGGCGGUCGGCCGCUUCAUUACGGUGCUCGAACACUUGUUGAAGGUGGCUUGGUUUCGCUGCCGCAGUUACACUUUCCUGGCGGUGUGCUCGUUGGCGACUGUGCAGGUUUCCUUAACUUACCAAAGAUAAAAGGCACGCACACGGCCAUGAAGUCUGGGAUGUUGGCCGCGGAGGCCGUGUACGCCGACGCUUUUGUGUCUGGCAGGGAGAAAUUAGUGCAUGUCGAUUGCAAAAGUUACCAAGAGAGGUUUAGGGAAAGUUGGUUAUACGAAGAGUUGUAUCAGGUGCGCAACGUGCGGCAGACGUUCGCCCGUCACUUCCUGUUGGGCGUGCUGUAUACAGGCGUAACAACCCUUCUCACACGCGGCGCGGAGCCGUGGACACUGCGACAUCACCAGCCUGACCACAAAAGCCUGAAACCCGCGGCUUCGUGCGUGCAAAUUGAGUACCCCAAGCCUGAUGGCGAGAUUACUUUUGACCUCUUGACAAAUCUCAACUUGAGUGGAACGGACCACAACGCUGACCAACCAGCGCAUCUGCAACUUCAUGAUGCCUCUGUACCAAUUGACGUCAACCUUUCUCUUUAUGAUGGCCCAGAGGGGAAGUACUGCCCCGCCAAAGUGUAUGAAUUUGUGGACGGAAAGCUGGUAAUCAACGCACAGAACUGUUUACACUGCAAAGCGUGUGACAUCAAGGAUCCCACGCAGAAUAUCGACUGGACGGUGCCCGAGGGCGGUGGUGGUCCCAACUAUAACUCACAAAUGUGA